This is a messenger RNA of Exaiptasia diaphana, 3714 nucleotides long. Its product is annotated as UPF0577 protein KIAA1324-like. The record is from RefSeq and is a predicted model, not a curated record. Lineage: Eukaryota; Metazoa; Cnidaria; Anthozoa; Actiniaria; Aiptasiidae.
AGCAACCAAGCAAAAGACUUCAAUGCAAAAUCCCCUUCAGCAUUUCCACCCCAAUACAACCCGGAUUGAUUACUGCCGGCUGAAAGCUGAACGCAAACUGAAAUUUCAGUAUAUAUUGGUGUGAACUGUCUUUCAAGAUGUCGUCUUCUCGGCGGAGAGAAACGCUUUUUUUAGUAGCUGUUUUGUUGUUAGUGCAGAUUCAUGAUUCCCAAGGCGCUGACUGUAAACCGGAGGAACUAAAAUAUGAAUUCACCGAAUGCGAUUCAAGCGAUGGCCGAUGGCGAGUUGCUGUGCCCAAAAAGGUGGGAAGUUGUGAAGCCAAAGAAGCAUUAUCAAGGCAAGAAAAAUGCGUUUUUACUUGUGACCCUGGCAGCUACCUUGAUGUCAACAGUGCUAAAUUAGARUGUAAAAAGUGCCCUAAGGGACAUUAUAGUGUGGGUGGAGGUGUUCGAUUCACUGACUGGAGCAAGUUACCUGUUGGYUUUGAUGUCCAUUCAAGCCAGCUCCGUUACCGUGGUUAUGGUUAUGAUAAUGAGUUCAAUAAAGAGAAAGGAGUCAACUGUUCAAAGACUGGCUGGACACCUCUGGGUGACAGCGUAGCAACUUCUGGRGAAGAAUGUACCUCUCAGUUGUCAUAUGCUGUUACGCUCAAGAAAGAUGGUUUUGUUAAAUUCAAGUAUCAUUUCACCGACAACAUGUACACUGUCUUCAAAGUCUUUCUCCGUAAUGACCAAUGUAGAGCUUCCUCGAAUUCUAAACAYCAGUUCUACCCAGAGAACACCAUGGAAAAUGAGUGGGUUGAGAAGAAGAUUGAUUUAAAAGCAGGACGAAACCUGAUUACUUGGGAAGUCAGUGCACUUACUUAUGGAAGUCAUGAGAGAAGAGAUCCUGUUUAUAUUAGUGAAAUAGAAAUACAAGGGGUUGCAUAUACAUCAGAAUGUCAGAUGUGUGAAGAAGGAUACUUUGCAAAGGACGAAGGAUCAGCAUUCUGUGAAAUCUGCCCUAAGAAUACUAUGUCAGUUGCUGGCGCUUCUAAGUGUUCAAAGUGUAACGAGGUCACGGAAUACUCAGCUCCUGGAUCRAAAAACUGCUCAGAAAGAAAGCCAUGCACCCAGCAAGACUACUAYGACACAAGAACGGCRUGUAACGGUGACCACAAGACCCAGGUKAAGUACAAGUGGAUAGARCCAAAAAUUUGYAGAGAUGAUGUYCAGGGGGCAGUGAAGCUACCAGCAUCAGGUGCCAUGGAAGAAUGUCCUCCUUGUAAUCCAGGAAUGAAGGUCAAUGGUACAGGAUGUGUGUUUUGUCCAGCCAACCAAUUCAGUGAUGGCAUUAAAGAAUGUAAACCAUGUCCUGUMAGCACAUCACCCAUGUAUGGUUAUGACAUCAAAUGGUGGAGAAGCAUUCCUCCAAAUAUGAAGGCUUCAUGUUUCUCAAUAUCUGAGCGUGGAUGUACGUCAAGGAUAGGCUGGCAGCCACAUGGUAACUACAUUAGCAGUGGAAUCAACCAUGGCGACGAUGUGUACUUACUGCUCAAGCUUACCACCAAGGGAUUUGGGCCACCUCAGGGAAAAGCUGGAGUCUACGGAAUGGUGACUUUCGUGUUUGAGAUGGACUGUGAGGGAGACUGUCUCUUCAAAUUCAAAAAGACUGAAGCUUAUAAAGGUGAAACAAUCGUGGAAUCUUGGAAAGGGAAGCAUACGAAGACUAAAUACUCGUAUAUAGUGUCAUCUCAAGGGAAAACUACCUUUAGAUGGACUUUCCAGAAGUUUUCUUCUGAUGAUAGUUUUACUGAUCAAGGGUUAUCAGAGUCCCACAAGUAYUCAAAUGACAGGGUUAAAAUCUACUCUUUGAAUGUGACRAACACUCUUGAUGGUGGUGCUGCUUCUUGUAAAGACUGUCCUGUCACCUCAAAAGACAGUUGUGUGUCAUGUCCAACUGGAAACUACAUUGAUGAAGCACAAAAGAAGUGUGUUCCCUGCCCUAAAAACACUUUUCUCAAUGUAACUCAUCCUUAUGGCUUGAAAGCAUGUCUAAAAUGUGGUCCAGGGCUUGUCAGUGAUGAGGGGUCUAUAUCAUGUCACUCUGACUGCAAGUUUACAUCAAAGAAGUUUAACAGAGAAUUCGACUUCUCAAAACUCCAGGGGCAAGUUGUUGUUGCUGGUGCGCCAUCAUUCACCACAAGAGGUUCUCGUUACUAUCAUGUCUUCCACAUCAGUUUAUGUGGACACCCAUACAAAGAGUCUGUCUGUCACAGCAAUGUCAGCGUUAACACAGGACGCAAAGAAGAGUUCAAUUUAAGCUCCAGUAUUUGUCGUUAUACUAUGAUUCCUAACCAGCAAGGGUCUGGACUCGCUGCCCAACCCAUACGAAUUGGUCAAGAAUUGAAUGGUAUCUAUGAAGAUAGACUUCAUAAUGAGACUUCAGCAUUUGAAGAUGCUGGAAUAAUCAAAAAUACAACAACUCACUUCAAUUAUCACUAUCAUUCUGCUGAGCCAACUGCUGCUUGUCCUUCUGGAAGACAUGUUGUAGUAACAUUGAUGUGUGAUCAUGCGGUUCCCAAAAAGGAGCAUGGACACAAGACCACWAGUUACAUGUGGAAGGAACCAAAAACAUGCCGGGAUGGUGUCUCUUUACCUGCGGAGAUUGUUGAAGAAUGUAGCAUUCUGGACCAGACCGUUGGAUCAGCCAUGAAAGAUUUUAAGAUUGGUAUUGGUGUUGCUGCUGCAUUGGCUGUUCUUCUCAUCUGCUCUGUUUGCUUCUUGUAUUGCAAGAACAGAAAACUAACAUACAAGUACAGUCGUCUUGUACAAAAUGGUACUGGUCACCCGGACGAACUCCCGCAUGUUGAGAAAUGUGGUAUGGACGACGACGAAGAAGACGAAGAUGAAGAGGUUAUGUUUAAACGCGGAGCUAAAGAACGUGGUAAAAAGAUCCUUAAGAGUCUGAGAGGUUUGGCUUCCAAGGGUCGUAAGCAUGAUAAAGUUACGUUCGACGACGAAGAUGACGGCGGAGAUGAGGAAUACUUCGAAUCUGUGCAGCUCGAGGCCGUGAGAGAGUCWUCAGACAGGUUUUAAAACGAGUUUAACUGUAUUAGUUAAGACUGGAUUGACCUGUUUGACCUCUGGAAACACCGCGGUAUAUUAUUCAAUGAAUAAAGUGUCACUCUUCGAAACAAAAUUAUAUUCCACGCAAUCCAAAAAAGGCAAUUCUUCGAUUUGCUGCCUACUGAAUAAGGUUUGAAAAAGAAACUAAAUCUAUUCCUUUCACAGAUAAUAAGCCAGUAUUUUCAUUCGAGAUUUGUCCCUGAAUAUGCGACUUAUAACAAUGUGAAAAAAAUAAUAUAAUGAAGGGAUUAAACCCUUAAUGUCAUUUUCACGGGUUUAGUGGCUUCAGUGACUUUUUCAGUAAACAGUGUACAUAGAUCCUAGGACAGCCUUUAUUUAAAUAUAUAAGCUAAAACAAUAAUCCAGUUUCGAAUUCUCCAAUGCUCUGUGUUAGCCUCAUUUGUGCGCAAAAUAUUCCUUAUUGUGAGAAUAAAGUGUGAGAUUUCAAAUCAAUUCUAUUGUCUUCUUUUCAAAUUCCAUGCGUUUUCUCGGGCUCUGAAUAAAACAAAAGAAUAUGUUACACAGAGCAAACCAGAACUCGAAACUUGGAGUAUUAAUGUUAAAGAGGUUUAGGCAAAAACCGGUAAAGCAUGUGCUUGGCAAAUAA